Messenger RNA from Synchiropus splendidus (mandarinfish), 1703 nucleotides. Its product is annotated as cell division control protein 42 homolog. NCBI's taxonomy places the organism in Eukaryota, Metazoa, Chordata, Actinopteri, Syngnathiformes, Callionymidae. The coding region runs from base 294 to 869 and encodes 191 amino acids. The record is from RefSeq and is a predicted model, not a curated record. Gene Ontology annotation, molecular function: GTP binding; GTPase activity. The transcript is spliced from 7 exons. Gene Ontology annotation, cellular component: dendritic spine. Gene Ontology annotation, biological process: modification of synaptic structure; small GTPase-mediated signal transduction.
AGUCCGUGAACGCAGCAGGACGGUACCAACAGUGCGGGUGAAGGGAGCUGCUCAUUCCUGUCAGAAUUUGUGACCAGCUCAGCGUCUGUGAGGUCACAAGACGCCGUCUCACUGAGCAGUCAGCACUGGUGCUACAGAGCUGCCACAGUGUGCCACUGCCUGGAUGCUGCGCUGGGAGGAGAGCAGACGCUGGUGCAAGUCGCUUAAAACACUGGACAUUAACCACAUUGGAACCUGGUCGACGUUUUAUUCAACCAAGUCUUCAUACUUCAGGGACUUGUUACAGGACUCAGAUGCAGACCAUUAAGUGUGUCGUCGUCGGGGACGGAGCGGUGGGAAAGACCUGCCUGCUCAUCUCCUACACCACCAACAAGUUCCCCUCAGAAUACGUCCCCACGGUGUUUGAUAACUAUGCGGUGACGGUGAUGAUCGGAGGAGAGCCGUACACUCUUGGACUCUUUGACACUGCAGGCCAGGAGGACUACGACAGACUGAGGCCUCUCAGCUACCCUCAGACAGACGUCUUCCUCAUCUGCUUCUCCGUGGUGUCGCCGUCUUCCUUCGAGAACGUCCGGGAGAAGUGGGUGCCGGAGAUUUCCCACCACUGCCCGCGGACGCCGUACCUGCUGGUGGGUACGCAGAUCGACCUGAGAGACGACGGCAACAUUCUGGAGAAGCUCGCCAAGAACAAGCAACGGCCGCUAACAAGUGAGGUCGGCGACAAACUCGCUCGCGAUCUGAAGGCCGUCAAGUACGCCGAGUGUUCCGCUCUGACGCAGCGAGGACUGAAGAACGUCUUCGAUGAGGCGAUCCUGGCUGCGCUGGAGCCACCUGAUGCUAAAUCCAGAAGUGGGUGCCACCUGCUGUAGCGGAGUGGUGAUGCGCAGUAAAAUGACUAACACACUUUGCUGACCUGGACGAGACAGAAAAACAUACCGAAUUCAUGAUGUUUAUUCUGUGUAACGAAUAAGUGUUUUAUUUAUUGUUUUAUUCAACAUAACAUUUAAAACAUUUUGUUGAACGGACUCAAAGCUAUGUUUUUAUUUUAUGAAAUUGAAAUUAUUUGUAAUGAAGAUUAAGUUUUUCUUUAUUGAUAUGACGAUUAAACACAAUUGUUGAUCUGACUCUCGCAACAUGGUAUUAAAGACGUGUAAUCUGUUAUAAAUCGAUCCCAAAUUGAAACAUCUUUUCUUAAUUAUUUAACUCAUGAUAAACAAAUCUGUUAAACACCUUCAAAAUGUUUAGUUAGUUAAGUUAAAUCAUUAGUUUAGUUUAUAUAUUAGUUUUAGCGUCAUUUAACUUCUCUUUUAUGGCAAGAAAAUCCUUGUUCUAUAAUACCAUACGGUAUUAUUAAACACAAGCACACAAACAUAACAAUAUAUCAAGGCCUGCAAAAUGUAUUGCGCUCAUUUUUCUUUUCACCAUUUCAUAAUACUGUGAAACUAAUUUCACCGCCUCAGCUAACUGGUGCAGUACCGAAUCGCGCCCGCUAAAGGGAGCUGUUUCACGUGUUAUGACUCUAUCGGUAUGCAAAUUGAAAAGUUUGAUUGACAGAAGAGCAGACGCCCUUUGUUUGACAGAAGAAGAAAAAAAAUCCCGUCAUGCUUUGCUGCUGCUUGAAGGCUUCCAUGUUGUGAGUGUGAACGACUGGAUAACAACAACAAUGCUGCCAUAGGUGGAAUAGCUUUUUGGAAUAAAUUAAA